AUGAGUUCAAUCAUUGUGAAUAGAUGGGUUUGUCCCAAUUCUUCGUUGAAGAAAACAAUCACAACCAAACACCAAACUCUCAUUCCCUUUCUAGCUGUUCCCAAUUCUUUGUUGACCAAUCAACACACAAGAAAUUUGGUUUCUUCUUUUUCUUCUAACAAAAUCUCUGCAGUUCACACUAGUGCAGACAGAGGAACCGAAGAAACCGUAUCGAAUUUCGAUUUCAAUGUCUACAUGCUAGAAAAAGCUAGUAUUGUUAACAAAGCAUUGGAUGAAUCAAUUGCACUUCAAGAGCCAGUGAAGAUUCAUGAAGCAAUGCGAUAUUCCCUCCUUGCUGGAGGGAAACGCGUCCGUCCAAUUCUCUGCAUUGCUGCCUGCGAACUCGUAGGCGGCAAAGCAGAAGCAUCUAUCGCAUCGGCAUGUGCUCUGGAAAUGAUCCACACCAUGUCGUUGAUCCAUGACGAUUUACCGUGCAUGGACAACGACGAUCUGAGACGUGGAAAGCCAACGAGCCACAAAGUCUACGGCGAGGACGUGGCUGUCCUUGCCGGAGACGCGUUGCUUUCGUUGGCUUUUGAACACGUUGCCGUUGCAAGUGAAGGAGUCCCGCCUGAGAAAGUUGUUAGAGCGAUUGCUGAGCUGGCGAAAUCAGUUGGAAAGGAAGGACUAGUUGCAGGGCAGAUUGUUGAUUUGGAAUCUGAAGGUUUAUCGAAUGUUGAUUUAGAGACACUCGAGUUCAUUCAUCUGCGGAAAACGGCGGCUUUACUGGAAGCUUCGGUUGUUAUGGGAGCAAUAGUUGGUGGUGGAAGUCAAGAAGAAAUUGAGAUUUUGAGAAAAUUUGCUAAGUGUAUCGGUUUGUUGUUUCAGGUUGUUGAUGAUAUUCUUGAUGUUACAAAAUCUUCAGAGGAAUUGGGGAAAACUGCAGGGAAAGAUUUGGUUGCUGAUAAAGUUACAUAUCCUAAGCUUUUGGGAUUGGAAAAAUCAAAACAGUUUGCUGAAAAAUUGGUUAAGGAUGCACAUGAUUGUCUGGUUGGUUUUGAUUUUGAAAAGAGUGCUCCUUUGCUUGCUUUAACUAAUUACAUUGCUUAUAGGCAAAAUUAA
This is a messenger RNA of Lathyrus sativus (Indian pea), 1101 nucleotides long. The record is from the annotation of a GenBank genome assembly. NCBI's taxonomy places the organism in Eukaryota, Viridiplantae, Streptophyta, Magnoliopsida, Fabales, Fabaceae.